This is a messenger RNA of Peromyscus californicus insignis, 2489 nucleotides long. It is a transcript of the gene Slc5a8, whose product is annotated as solute carrier family 5 member 8. Gene Ontology annotation, cellular component: membrane. The record is from RefSeq and is a predicted model, not a curated record. Gene Ontology annotation, molecular function: organic acid:sodium symporter activity. Gene Ontology annotation, biological process: sodium ion transport; propanoate transmembrane transport. NCBI's taxonomy places the organism in Eukaryota, Metazoa, Chordata, Mammalia, Rodentia, Cricetidae.
GGGCUCGGGUCACCGCGGGGGGCCAUGGACGCGUCGCGGGACAUCGGCAGCUUUGUGGUGUGGGACUACGUGGUGUUCGCAGGCAUGCUGCUCAUCUCGGCCGCCAUCGGCAUCUACUAUGCCUUCGCGGGGGGCGGCCAGCAGACCUCCAAGGACUUCCUGAUGGGUGGCCGCAGUAUGACCGCGGUGCCGGUGGCUCUGUCCCUCACCGCCAGCUUCAUGUCCGCUGUCACUGUCCUGGGCACCCCCGCCGAGGUCUAUCGUUUUGGGGCAAUAUUCAGCAUCUUUGGGAUCACCUACUUUUUUGUGGUGGUUAUCAGCGCGGAGGUCUUCCUUCCCGUGUUCUACAGGCUGGGGAUCACCAGCACCUACGAGUAUUUGGAACUUCGAUUUAAUCGAUUCAUCCGUCUCUGUGGGACAGUCCUCUUCAUCGUUCAAACAAUUCUGUAUACUGGAAUUGUUAUUUAUGCCCCUGCUCUGGCUUUGAAUCAAGUUACAGGAUUUGAUCUGUGGGGCGCAGUGGUGGCAACUGGGGUGGUCUGCACUUUCUACUGCACAAUGGGUGGUCUUAAAGCAGUUGUCUGGACAGAUGUUUUUCAAGUUGGGAUCAUGGUGGCUGGAUUUGCAUCCGUGAUUAUACAGGCAGCAAUAACUCAAGGUGGGAUCAAUACAGUUUUAAGUGAUGCCUCCAAUGGUGGAAGAUUAAACUUCUGGAAUUUUAAUCCUAGCCCUUUGCAAAGACACACAUUCUGGACAAUUAUCAUCGGAGGGACUUUCACCUGGACCACCAUCUACGGUAUCAACCAGUCCCAAGUACAGAGAUACAUUUCCUGUAAAAACAGACUCCAUGCAAAACUGUCUCUCUACAUCAACCUUGUGGGCCUCUGGGUGAUCCUCACUUGCUCUGUGUUCUGUGGGCUUGCCCUGUACUCCAGAUACCAUGACUGUGAUCCCUGGACAUCUAAGAAAGUGUCAGAAGUUGACCAGCUUAUGCCUUACUUGGUCCUGGACAUUUUGCGAAAUUACCCUGGAGUUCCUGGACUUUUUGUGGCCUGUGCUUACAGUGGGACAUUAAGCACAGUGUCCUCCAGCAUCAAUGCCUUAGCUGCGGUGACCGUGGAAGAUCUCAUCAAACCUCACUUCAAGUCACUGUCAGAGAAGUCUCUGUCUUGGAUUUCCCAAGGAAUGAGUGUGCUGUAUGGAGCACUGUGUAUCGGAAUGGCUGCUCUGGCGUCACUGAUGGGAGCCUUGUUACAGGCAGCACUCAGCAUAUUUGGCAUGGUUGGUGGACCACUUCUGGGCCUGUUUUCUUUGGGCAUCUUAGUCCCCUUUGCCAAUUCAAUUGGAGCACUCGCUGGUCUGUUGGCUGGAUUUGCCAUUUCUUUAUGGGUAGGAAUUGGAGCUCAGCUUUAUCCUCCACUUCCUGAGAGAACCUUACCAUUAUCCCUUGAAACCCACGGCUGUAACAUCACACACAAUGGGUCAGCCUGGGUAUCAACCACAGAAAUGCCGUUUUCUACUAGCGCUUUCCAAAUCCACAACGUGGAGAGGACUCCGCUGAUGGACAACUGGUAUUCAGUAUCAUAUCUGUACUUCAGUACUAUUGGAACAUUGGUAACAUUGUUAGUGGGGAUACUUGUCAGUUUAUCAACAGGAGGAAGAAAACAGAAUUUAGACCCCCGAUUCUUACUAACCAAACAGGACUUUUUAUCCAAUUUUGAUGCUCUUAAGAAAAAGAAUCAUGUUUUAAGCUAUAAAUUGCAUCCUCUGGAAGAUGGUGGAACUGAUAACCCCUUCAACCACAUUGAACCAAACUCCACAGAUCACAGUGGCAAGAUCAAUGGGACGCGCUUGUGAAGUAGUCCAGAGCUAGAGACUAUGUCAUGCCUGUCUUUUUUUUUUUUAAAUAUGUUUUAGGAUAAUUGGAUCAGAUCAUUUUUUCUAACCCUAUCAUAGGUGUUUUGGAAGAUUUAUUUUUGUUAAAGCUAAGUCUCAACUUGGUUUUCUUUCUACACUAAUUUAUUGAUGCUACACUAGAGUUAAGAGUUUCAACAUCAGCAUAUUUCAGUAGAGCUACAGUUGUGAAUGUUAUGACCACAUACAUGUCUGAAAGGCAGAUAUAGACAUACACAUAUGAUACUUGAUCAAAGGCAUAUUCUUACACUUGGACAUUAUUGAAAAUAUUUUCCAUGCCUUUGGUACUAGUAUAUAAAUUCUGGGAUAUUUAACUAGAAUCAUAAAUCCUGGAAAGAGAUUUCUUGCCUCCCCUACCUGGUCUGUUUCUAGGCAGCAGUGAAAUGAGGAGGAAUAGAGCAUAUCUGUGAUCUUUACUUCCGGAUCAGCCCAUGGUGUAACUUUACUGCUGAUUCUGCCUCUGGAAUGGAGUAAACAAAAGGAUCCCGCCUAGGACACAAUAGGGAUGCAAGGAUCAAGAUCUUCUACAAUACAUUCUUGUGCCUGUUUUAAUUCCCCUCCCCCCCCCCCCCGAG